GCGAGGAUCCUCGACUUUCCGGAACGACUCAUCCCAGGGGAGAAUUGCAGUUGGAGCAGAUCGGUUUCCGUUGCAGCGCUGGACGUUUCUCCUCCUUGCAGCCUCUGCUCGGACCCGUGCGGCGCUGGAGAAGGCUCUUUGGGGAGCGGGAGUAUUUUUCCCGCCUCUCACCUGCCGUGCUCCUUCAUCGCCACUCUCCUUUGUCCCGGGACUGAAGCCGCUUGGUCCCGUUUCUUCCUGCUCUUUCGUUUGCCAGAAGGUGGUGAUGUCCCACUUUACAAGAUUGUGAACUGACCCUGUGAUCACAAGUCAACGGAAAGCAAGGCUUUAUCAUGCCAGGUAAAGGCAAAAAGGUAAAAGGCCGGGGACAGAGCCGGGGUGGGAAGAAAGGAAAAAAGCCUGAAGUGGACAUCCUUCACCCAGCUACCAUGCUGAACCUGUAUUACAUCGCCCACAAUGUUGCUGACUGCCUACAAUUCCGUGGUUUCCGCUGGCCAGGGGCUGGCAAGAAAAAGAAAGGAAAGAAGAUAUAACAGUGGAUGGAUGGAUGGAUGCCUUUAUAGCAUAUCUUCAUAACCAUGAAUUGUAACUAUUAACAGAAAUGUACAGUGAAGGGAUACAACCAAAACAGCCACUGAAGCAGAUUAAACUUUAAUGAAAACAC
Messenger RNA from Sarcophilus harrisii (Tasmanian devil), 664 nucleotides. RefSeq names its product small lysine rich protein 1 (gene SMKR1). The record is from RefSeq and is a predicted model, not a curated record. NCBI's taxonomy places the organism in Eukaryota, Metazoa, Chordata, Mammalia, Dasyuromorphia, Dasyuridae. The transcript is spliced from 3 exons. The coding region runs from base 333 to 533 and encodes 66 amino acids.